Molecule: messenger RNA, 3324 nt
Organism: Apis laboriosa (Himalayan honeybee)
Lineage: Eukaryota; Metazoa; Arthropoda; Insecta; Hymenoptera; Apidae
Product: leucine-rich repeat-containing protein 15-like
Exons: 1
Coding region: 757-1866 (369 amino acids)
Cellular component (GO): extracellular matrix
Molecular function (GO): protein binding
Source: RefSeq, a predicted model, not a curated record
CUAAUUCAUUUAAUAUAAAUUUAAAAUAUAAUAACUUAUAAAUAGAACACGGAUAUUUAUGCAAAUGCAUAUUUUUACAACAAAUAGAUAAAGAAAUGAUACUUGAACAGAAAUAUCUUUUAUCAUUGUUUUAUCAUCGUUACAUUAUGCUCCACAUUGUAGAAAAAAAAAAAGCAUUUGUGAAAUGCGAAAUCGUAAUCCAGAUUUUUCCAGAGAUGCUGCACAGUGAGACGUUUGGUUCGUUAAACAGAAAAUUAAUCUUCUCGAUUGCUUAGAAAGUUUUUCAAUGGGAGGGGACGCCACCAGCCUUGAAAAUCGUUUCCUCCAUCGACCAACCAAGUGAUCGCCACCUCGUUGGAAAAAAAGUGUCAAGGACGCGAUAAAUCGCCAAUUUGGAAUUUUAAGCGUAAUUUGGCCGAUUGGUCCUCGACACGACCUGUCGAUCUCCUUAAAUGGAAACGAUAAUUCCUACGAUUAAAGAGCCUCAUCUCGAUUGGCCAAAUUUGAAAUCACAAAUUGGCGAUUUGUCAGAGGAGAGGAAUCCUCCAUUUUCUAUUUUCAUCUCCUUUUCCUUUUUCUUUUUUUCUUUUUUAUUUACCAGACACGUUUCAAUGAGAUCAGCGAUUCAACGAUACUAUUUUUCCAACAAGAUAAUCGUGUCAAGAGAUCAAAUUUGUGCAAAGCUACACGAUAAAUAGAGUAUAUAAAUUCACGAAAGUGGAAUCAGUUCCCGCGAGUGAGUAAAGCGAAGAGAAGAUGGGCGAAUUUAUCUUGUUAUUCGUUCUCUCGAUUGUUUCGUUGUUCGUAAUCGGUGCAUCGGGAUUUUAUAACUGCGAGUAUAUAAACAAUUGCAAUGUGUGCACGAAUAAUGGAAGCUUGGUGAAGGUUAGAAGGGACGUGGACACGAUAAAUAUCUUCGAAUUGAAUCUAACAUCUAUCGACGAGAACACGUUCGAGGAUAUAAUGUCCAUCAAACUGAGCUUCAGCAUCGGUAACAAUAUAUCCAGAGUGAAGAAGGAAUCGUUCAAGGGAUUGGAGAUGUUGAAAGAAUUAGAUCUGAGCAACAACAUGAUACCACUCUCGCCGUAUCUCUUCUCAGAAUUGAAACAGUUGCGUUUGCUGAUUCUAAAAAACAACAAGUUCAAGGAAAUACCCAAAGACUCGUUCGCGGGCAUACCCAGCUUGAAGAAACUCCACUUGCAACGUAAUUACAUCCAAUUGCUCAACAAGGAUUCGUUUUCGGGAUUGUCCUCGUUAGAUACGCUUCAACUGGACAAUAAUAGAAUCUCUAAUAUAGAUGCUGAAUCUAUGUGCCAGAUACCAAAAUUGGAAGAGCUUCAUCUGAUGAACAACACGCUCACGUCUAUCCAGCCAGGAUCCUUGGCGUGUCUGCACGAUCUGAAAUUUAUUAAUUUUGCGUUCAAUCGGUUGACCAGGUUAUCCAAGAUAGAUUUCGAGGGAUUGACAAAUAUAGAGAGCAUGAAUCUGCGCAACAAUCAGAUAGCCAGUAUCGAUCCAGAGACGUUUUCACAUAUGAAGAAAUUGCAAAACUUGUUUUUAAGAAACAAUCAAUUGACCACGAUUGAUUCUCGGCUGUUCAACGGGUUGACCGUACUGAGUUGGCUUGAAUUAAAUGAGAAUAAGAUCGACACGUUAGAGUCUGGUUGCUUUGCUGAUCUUAACGAGCUGCGUAUAUUGCAUCUUGAAGAUAAUAAUUUGACCAAAGUGGACAGGGGGAAGGUUGGACUGACCAAUUCGACUGAUCUGAAUAUAUUCCAAGGAAACACGACUACGAGUACAUUUAAUGAAGAGGAAGGUCAAAUAAUAAUUUUGUAUUGGUUGAUAAUAAUGGAAGGAAAAUUAUAAGAAUUUUAUAAUCGAAAUUAAUUAAGAGAAUAAUCGUAUUAGUAUUAAUUAAUACUGUUCCUAUUAAUACUAAUCUAUCCAAUCUAAUCUAUUUUUACUCGAAAGAAUAUAAUUAAAAUUUGAAAAGAUAAAUGUCAUAUUAACGAAUUUUCUAAUUAAAGUAAUAUUUUAAUUAUAAAUCUUAUAUCACCGGACUAAUAUUGCCAAUCAAUCGCAUUUGAAUCGUGUAUUUUUAUCUUUUCUCUAUCUUUUUCCUUUUUGAAUUAUUUAUAUUUGAUAGAUUCCAACGAGAUCAACAGUUUUUCUUUUUUUUUUAUUUUUUUUUUUUCAAAUUAUUCACACUAAAUACGUUCCAACGAGAUAAUCAAAAGUCAAAGAUCGUGGUCCUGAUUAAUCGAAUUUUUGCAACACUAUGCAAUAUACAAAGCAUAUAAACUCUCGAAGAUAUUAUUGUUCUCCUAUUGAGUAAAAACUUGACAUCAAGAUGGCCGAAUCUUCUCUAUUAUUUACUCUCUUAAUCGUUUUGCCGUUAGUAAUGAUCGUCGACUUGCAAUUCUGCGAAGACAUAAACUAAUACAUUAUAUGCACACGUGACAGAAACUUGACGCACAUUGAAAAAUUCAAAUACACGACAAACACCAUUUGGAGCUGACAGCUAUCGAGGAAAACGCUUUCCAACAUCUGGUGAUGACGAAACUGAGCUUCGAUGUUGGUAACAAUAUAUCCGUGGUGAGGGAAUCGUUCAAGGGAUUGAAGGAGUUGAGAAACUUAGAUCCGAACAACAACAUGAUACCUCUCUCCUCGAAUGUUCUCGGAAUUGAAACAGUUGCGUUCACUAUUCCUUAAAUUUAACAAGAUCAAGGAAAUAUUCAAAGAUUCGUUCGCUGGUCAAUACAAAUUGUAUUUCGAUUUUCAAAUAAUUGAUCAAGACUGAUCAUAAUUGCCUUCGUCAGCUCAUAUUGAAAAACAACAUCUAUACAUGGAUCCUAAAAAAAUUUACAUUAGAUUAGAUCUAUUGAUUUAUAAAUCAGCUAAGCAGUAUAAUAGGUAUAAGCAAUAUAAAAAAGAGAUUUAAAAGGAUUGACUAACCUGAGAAUGUUGUUUGCAAAUGAUAAUCAGACAACCAAUCAAGCCAGACACGUUUUCAGAUCUGAAGAAACUGGAAAUAUUGUUUCUGAGAAUAAAUAACUUGAUCACGAUUGAGAGUCAUAUAUUUAAUGAAUUGCCCAGUGAAAAAAGUCGUUUUGUCCUAUUAUAGAAUCAAUAGAGAGUAAAUCUUCCAGCGCUGAAAAUAUUAAAUUAAAUCGAACAAAGUAAUUUAACUGCAAUGGACAAGACAAAACUUGGAUUGACUUGAUUGAUUCAAUUGAUGUGCAUAUAUAAGAAUGUAGUAAUCUUUGAAUGACGUGUUUAGAUGUUAUGUAAUGUUUUGAAGAAUAUAGAAAUUAAAACAACAAA